Molecule: messenger RNA, 1406 nt
Organism: Bactrocera oleae (olive fruit fly)
Lineage: Eukaryota; Metazoa; Arthropoda; Insecta; Diptera; Tephritidae
Source: RefSeq, a predicted model, not a curated record
UAUUUAAACCUCAAGUGUGCUAACCUGAUGAAGCGCAGUGUAUUUAUUUUCGAAAAUAAAGAGUUUGUUUACGUUGGGUCUCUCUUUUAGGGCAAAAACUGAGGGGGUGAACAAUAAAAUCAAUUAGGGAAAUAAUGGACACCCUAAUGUAUAUAUACUAGUUUAAAUUAUGAUGCACUAUAAAAAAAAUAAUAAUGAAAUAAUUUAUGAAAGUAAAUUUUGCUGCAGACUAGUUUAGUUAACAAGGUUAUGUAAUGUACAAAUUACAAGUGAUGGGAGUGGUGAAGACGACUUAAAUAAGAAAGGAAAGCAGGGAAACUAUGGGAAAUCUAAAGCUUCUAUGUAUGGCCGAUUUACUAUCCUGUUCAAUAGUACUACCUUUCAGUGCCUUGCGAUUUUUGAAAGAUACGUGGACUCAUGGAAAAUUAUUAUUUAAGCUAAUACCUUCAUCCAAUAUGGAAACAUUGGAGUAUCGCUGUUGUGCAUUGCAAUGAUAACAAUCAACAGGUAUAUUAUGAUUGCUCAUCACGCUUCGUACGCAAAAAUAUACAAGAAACAUUGGAUUGCUAUCAUGAUAAUAUUUUGGUGGGCAUCCUCCUAUGGUAUGCAAAUACCAACGCUGCUAGGUGUAUGGGGAACGUUUGACUAUGAUGCGAAGUCUGAAACAUGUUCUAUUAUGAAUGCCAUGGCCAGCAAAAUUAACGAACAAAGUGUUGAUGCAGAGUCCCUGGAAAACCACAUUACAGGCGAGAAUAGCUACAAAAAACAAGUAAACAAUUCUUCUCGUACCGCUACACAUGCCACAAGGAGCUCCAUUGGUCAACCAUUCGUCGCAUUUCACAUAAAGAGUCCCGAACAAGAAGCUCCACCGAAUACUCAUGGCAAGAGACGACAUCAUUUUGGAGGAAGAUGAAGUGUCGACGCCACCUCAACCGGAAGUAAAGACGAUGUCAACUAUGAGCAAGGACGGUGUCCUGAAGAAAGUCCCAUAUUAUGGCCAAAAAAUAAAUAUCUCCAGAUAAUGACGUCACACUUAUAGCUAAACCAAAAAUUAUAAAGACUACUUGAUACGCUUUAAUGUUGUUACAAUAUUUAUACAUUUUAUAUAGUUUACAAUAAGUAGAAGUUAAGAAUAUACGAGAUAACAAGAUAAAUUAAGUUUGACUUCGCAAUAAGGCAUUAUUUUUUUGUACCUGUUCGAUUUUUUACGAUUUUCUAACCAAAUAGAAAAUGCAGAGUUUGAAAGUCGAAAUUCGGACUGAAAAGGUUUAGACAACUUAGUAUUGAAUACAGUUAUACAUGAAAUUUAGAGAUAUUAUAUAUUGACUAAGAUUUGUUAUUUAAUCAACAUUUUUCCGUUGAAUAUAUAUUGAUUUCGAAUUAAAGUAUAUUAUAAGCGUAAUAGC